GUCCAAAUUUCCAAAGCCAAAGAAAAAGCGAAGAGUGGAUUGUUGUUUUUACAAUUUCGAUUUGUUGUUGUUGUUGUUUAAAUUAUCAAUGAAAAAUGGUUGAAUGAUCUCGGAAAUCUUGUUUUUUUUUGAUAUUCGAUAAUAAGAAAAUAUGUCAACCACAUCGAUACCCGAAUUUAAAAUUAUAUUAUGCGGUGAUUAUGGUGUUGGGAAAACAUCAAUAUUUCGAAGAUUUCUAAAUGAUACAUUUAUUGAUACAUCGAAAUUAUCUCGUACCCAAACUAGACAAUCCACACUUGGAUUGGAUCAAUAUAGCCGUGAAUUUGAAGUACAUAGCAGUAAUGGAUUUAGUCGUAUUAAAAUUCAACUUUGGGAUACGGGUGGAUUGGAACGUGUAGCAAGCAUAACUAAUUCGUAUUAUAAAUUCUCUGAAGCUGCUUUAUUAGUAUUCGAUAUGACUUCAUUGGAAACAUUUCAUAGUCUUUCUCAUCAUCUACUCGAAAUAUUAAGUAUGGCCGAAAAUGCCAAAAUUUUUUUGAUUGGAAAUAAAUCCGAUCUUAAACAUCAACGUCAAGUUAGCGAUGAUGAUAUUGAAUUAUUCAUUGAACAAUUUCCUAAAUUCAAUGGAUUUUUUCAAGUUAGUGCCAAAACAAACGAUGGUAUUCAGGAAAUGUGGUCAGAAAUAAGUGAAAAAUUGGCCGUCGGUGCUUAUUCAGCCAAUGCCGGAGCUUUCAAAUUACAUCAAAUCAACUAUGAUGAUGAUAAUGGUGAUGAUGGCAACAUUCAUCCAACAGCCAACACUAGUUGUUGUUCUUAAAUGAUGUUUGUUUUUUUUGUUUGUUAAAUCAUGUUGUGUUAUUAAAACUUUGUAA
Molecule: messenger RNA, 872 nt
Organism: Dermatophagoides pteronyssinus (European house dust mite)
Lineage: Eukaryota; Metazoa; Arthropoda; Arachnida; Sarcoptiformes; Pyroglyphidae
Gene: RabX6
Product: RAS oncogene family member RabX6
Molecular function (GO): GTPase activity; GTP binding
Source: RefSeq, a predicted model, not a curated record